UGCCCGCCGGGCGCCAUGUGGCUGCUGCUGUCCCUGCUGGCUCUCGCGGCGCUGCCGGCGCCCCGCCGGGCCGCGGCGUCCCAGGGGGAGCAGCCGGCCGCAGUGCCUUUACCAACAGAGAUUGUAGUAACAUCUGAAAAUUUCAAAACCGUUUUGCAUUGGCAGUACCCACCUGUGCCUGAAACUCCUCAUUUUAUUGUGGAAAUCAAGCCUUACAAUUUAGGUAACUACACGAAGGUCUCAACCUGUGUGAACACUACAGCUCAUUUUUGUGAUCUCUCAGAGGAAAUAUGUGACCCUUAUACAUCUCAUUGGUUUCGAGUUAAAGCUGUUGUUGGGUCACAACAGUCUGAAUUUGUUGAAACAAAUGAGUUUAUUUUGCAAAGGCUUGGAAAAAUAGGACCACCAAAACUGAAUCUCUCAAGACAUGGUGAUAAAAUCCUGGUAGAUAUUUACCAUCCUGUAUUCCCUCUUUCUUGUAUUGAAGACAUUUAUUCAAAGCUUCAGUACUUCGUGACUGUUUGGGAUAGUAAAAAUGAGACUGAAGAAUUCUAUGAGGACAACUGUACAAUGCAUAAGUGCAGCCUCAAAAUCCCAGUUCCUACUGAGAGUUCCACUUACUGUAUUUCAGCAGAAGGAAUUUUUGAUGAUCUGAUGGUUGGCACUCCAUCAGAGGAGAGUUGCAUUUCUGUGCCUUUCAGCCAGACAUUGAGUACACAUCAUAUCAUCAUUCUGUGUGUUGUUAUUGGGAUCUUGACUGUAAUACCAACAGUGUAUUGUGGCUGCAAGAAACUAAGGAAAAACAACAUACAGCUGCCUAAGUCUUUGGUCAAUGUGAUGAGAAACCUGAACAGUGGUGCUUUACUGGGACCAAGAUCAGAGGGGAAGUAUUUGUCCGUACUGUCAGGCAACUCAGAGUUGCCAGUGAAUGGUGAAGUAAUCUUGCUGGAGAUAGAGCCAGAAGAACAAACUGUUAGUCCUGGAUAUUCCUGUGAUGAAGACUCUUCUGUCCCUUCCCCAGAGGCACCAGCCAAAGCAGAAGAGGUGCCUGUGCAGGAAAACACAGAGGAGGUCUCUGUUGAUGCUGAUGAACAGAAUUCCAAAGUAAAAGAGAGUUACUUCAUUUCUAACAGUAACCAAAUGGAUAUAUGCAGUGCGUCUUCAGGGUCAGAGAUUUCUAGCACAGAAACGCAGCAAACAGCCAUUCAAAGCAACUGCUUCAAGUUUUCUGGCUAUGACAAGCCUCAUGUUCCAAUAGAGGAGUUGAUGAUAGAUGUUGGUGAAGAACAGCCUGUGAAUGCUUACAGGCCAACUGAGUAGCCAGGAUAACUGAAGUGCUUAACCACAACUCAGAAAGAACAGCAUUACUGAAGGUUAUGGAAAGUCCAGGUUAAAUUGUGAACAUCUAUAAGUUGUACUUGUUCCGAUCAGUACACAAUGAAAAUAAUACCUGAAAAUGGCAUAAAAAGUGUGGGGGAAUUUCAUAAUAACCACUUUUUGAAAUGUUUUUAUAUAUCAUAUAACUCAUUAUUUCCUAUUUGAAAUAGUGCCAUGUUUUUUAAUAGUACUCUAUAGAAAGCAUACCAUCAACUAUAAAACAGCAACUGUACCAUUAUUCACUUCUGCUUCAAAUCCUGUUCAAAAUUAGCUCAAUGUACAUAAUGUUUAAGAAAUCCUUCAGUUGAUAGACAUGCAAGAAAUGUUUGAGAGUUUUUACCAUUAUUGGAGGUAUCCUCUUGCUUACCUUUUUCUUUUGAACAGUGUUUUUAUAUUAAAUUAAAUGCUCCUAUUUCUUUUAAAUAAGAGUGUGCCUAUAAGCUCUUCUGUAUAUCUGUGGAAUUUUCAUUCCAUGUCUAAGAAGUAAUGGCCAUAAAAUAAGAACACAAGAAGUUCACCUCAACAUGAGGAAAAACUUCUUUGCAUUGAGAGUGGAUGGCAGAGCACUGGAAGAGGCUGCCCAAGGGGAGAUCAUGGAGUCUGCCUUUGAAGACAGUUGAAACCCACCUGAGCUUGUUCCUGUGCCACCUGCUCUAGGUGACCUUGCCUUGCCAGGGUGUUGGAGUGCAUGAUUUCCAGAGGUUCCUUCCAGCCCUAACAAUUCUGUGAAAGUAACAGUUAUUUGUACUCUGUUAACUUCAGUACAGCAGCACCCAUUUGGAUUACCUAGUGGUGUGAGUAACCUUGUCAGAAUAUUGCUGACUGAUCAUCACUGGAAAAAAAAAAGUCCAGUGGGUGGUUUCACAAAUUCCUUAGAUAAUGUCCUCAAAAUUCAAAAGCCUGGUUUCUUCUGGGACAUUUUUUCCUAAUUUUUAGAAAAAUAUGUUCAUUAAACAGAAAUAAUUAGAACUUCUUCCAAGCAUGUUUUCUAGAAGGAUGAAAAUCACUGCUAUUUCCCCCCUUUUAAUAACAUAACUCAGGAACUACACAAAAUCACCUUCUAAAAAUACGUCUCAAGACAAUAGAAAAAUAGUGUGAUUAAGUUGUACUUCAUAACUUUUAUUGUCAUUCUGAAUUUUGUGUCCUAGGGAUCGUAGUUUUGAAAACUGAGGAACAAGAAUUUUAUAUUUUUAUAUUUGUUUUUUUUCAUAUUGAAAUCUAUGCAAUCCAUUUAUUUCCCUUAAAUGAAGAUUUGAUAGGUAUUUUCUAUUUGUAGGAAAUAUUUAGAACCAUUAUUAAUGAAGUUUAGUUCAGGAAAAAAGAACCCUUUACGGGUACAAGUUGGUCUGUUUACAUAAAAUUGUGGGUUUGUUUUAAAAGAAAUUUUUAUAGGAUAUAUUAAUUGCUAGCAUGUUACAUUACAGCAGGUGGUUUUAAAGGAAAACCAGUGUCAUAAUACUUCUGUCCUUAAGUUUCUCAGUGACAUGAGUCACUUAAGGUGAAGUUAGUUUAUACAGCAGUUUCAGGAGUGCUUCUGUUUGUAUCUAUCAAUAUUGACCACACAAUGGUACAAAAGAUUUAAAGACAACAGCUAUUUUCCCCAUCUCUACUCACAGGAAGGUAGCAGAUUGGUUAGCAGGGUUUGAUAAUUUUAGGAAACACUAAAUCAAGCAGGUGAAUUUUGUAGUUAUGGUGUCAUGGAAAGCCCAGUUAGUAAUUGUUAACUGGCUGUGAUUUGUUUCUGCAUUAUAUUCAAACAUGGUGAGACCCCCUAGCAACUUUUUCAAUGUUGUGUUCUGGAUUGAGUUCCUAGAGGACAGUGCUUAGUGACUUACUGCUUAGGAUGCACUAAUAUGUAGGUCUCCCCAUGGCAGAGGUGCAUAAAAUAACACUUUUGGUGUUAUGAGAAGGCUUUUUGAAAAUCAGUAUUAAUUGCACUUGAAACUUCAACUAAACUGACUUUCCAGGUAAUGAUGUCGUUCGUCACUGAAGCUCCUAGCAGGCUGUCUACUGGAGUAGAUGAACAGCUGUGUCUUAUGCAGAAAUUGGAGUUGAUGUAAUUUCUUUCUGAGUUUAGAGGUUUUUUUGAUUAAUAUGAAUUGCAGUAAAUAGCUCAGGAAUUUAUAAAUAUCAGAGAAGUGUUGAACUUAAACUUGGUUCUGAAGGGAUAAAGAGAGCAUUAGAAACUGUGAAGUUAGUCUUGUUUUUUGGGAAGAAGUUUCUGACCAGGCAAUUUGCUGAGUAUUUUCUUUGCAACUGCUCAGAGUAUUUAACCUUUGUGGUUUGUUUUCCUUCUGUCAGUAUUUUUUGUCAGAAAAAAGAGAUAAAAUGUUAAUGUUGUCCAAGAACAUCAGGAAUUAGCUGUGGCAGUUGUUGGAUUUGAUGUAUCUGCCUCAAAACCAAGAUUCUGUCAGAAGCAUGUAGUUUUUUGUUUUGUUUUUUUAAAUUAGAUUUGCAUUCUUAACAGUGCAUCAGGAAACGCUGCUGCUGUUAGAACUAAGGCUCAGCAUCUUAGAUUUGUGUGAGCUAAGUGUUUCAUUGUUCUGGAAGAUUUUCCUUUGCUGACACACUGGAAGGGGAAUGCAGAUAGUCACUCUAGUUUUAAAAUGUGUCUAUCUCAGGUUCUUUUCUCUUACCCCUGCAAUACAAUUACAUUGUACAUUGUUCUGAAUCUUUCAAAUCACAUGGAGUCAAAUGUCAGUAAAGGGACCCAGCCAGGAGCUAGGAUAUCAUUAAGAAUGGUGAUGUUAAGAUCAAUAAGAAAUGACACAAAAAUAUAUCAUAACAUAUGGGAGAAAUUUGGCAUGGCAGAUAGUCACAUGUACUGGAAGGACACUGUUAUUUUAGAAGCUGAAAAUCAAGAACAGUGGUAUGAGUGCUUUGUGUUGUAUCACAUAUAUGUACAACAGACCUGCUCUUGAAAUAAAACAAGGUUAAAUGUACUUUUAGAUCAAAAUUUCUGAACAGUAAAUACAAAAGCCACUGAACUAGCACCAUCCCUGCAGUUUGUCUUCUGUGUGCUGCAUACUUACCUAGUGGCAUAGUAAUAGUUUAGAUGUUUAAAUUGCUCAGGCCAGCUUACAGCUUUUGUAACUGUGAAAUAAAGAAGUCUAAGGGUGCACAAAGCACAGGAUUCUUUUACUAGCUGUGACUAGCUAAAAAUGUGAGGCCACAGUAAGAGAAGAUGUGUUUCUGGGCCAGUAAGCUCUUACCACCAGUCCUAUUUUUUAGCAGUUGCCCAUAGUGGUAUUGAGAGCCUAAGAGUAGGACAGUUCAUGGUAAUAAUGUCUGUUUGGAUACAAUCUAGCAGCUUGCAGUGUGAUGAUUUCUUGGGUUGAGAAUGGAAAUGUCUUUCCAGCUACAGCUAGUUAGGCUUGCAUUUGCAGUUCUGUAACAGCAAGUAUCUGACCAAUGUGACUGGGAACCUGUCUGGUAGUGUUUAUCUAUACAUUUUCACCUAGUUGAAUGAGUUUCAUUGAUUAAUAUUCUUGUGAUGAAGUAGUUUGCUUGAGCUUCUGAAUAUUCAUAUAUAGCACCUUGAUCCAGAAUAUGAAAGUGCCUAACAUUUAUACAUUGAAAAUAAUUUAAUAUUCAUGCCAUCUGCAGGCCCAUCAGCUACGCAGUAUGAUACACUUGCAAGGUUUUGCUGCUUGAAACCUUUUCAGCUGAUUAUUGCUCUUGUCCUAGCUGCUUAGCACUGCUCCCUUCCUCUUGCUUGAAGAUUAUUUGGGUGAUGGUGUAAGACUCCAAAACAUUACAUCUUGUGAAAGCGACCUUCACAAAACUUUGACCUCAUACCUGCCAACAUUUCUAAGAACUUCUUUAGUUCUUGUUCUUGAGUGGGCAUUAUAAUUUUUACUAUUAGUUCUGCAAUUAACAAUGAAGUACUGUGGCAGUACUGUGUGUGGGCACAGAAACAUCAAAUCUGCUUUUGUGUGGUUUUCCACAGAAGUCAGUAAUGUAGUUAAAAAAAAAUUGUCAAACCUACUGACAUCUGUGGAAACAAGACAGCAUGUAGAGUCCCAGUUGCCUGGAACAGACUCGUGCGUUUUUAUGUAAUCCUUCACUAGAAGAUUGCAGAAAAAGAAACUUGCAUGAGAACCUGUUUUUCUCAGGGUUAGGAAUAAUCAGUUGGGCUGAAGUGGUUCCAUGUAAACAGUUGAGUAUUAAUAAGUAAGAGAUGUUGACUUGGUUCAAAUUAAUAGUUUCAGCACAUCUUAAAGAAACCAUAAUACAAAAAGCAAAAACACCCAACCACAAUGACAAACCAAAUACAAAGCACCUUUUAUCUCAGGAAAAGGUGACUUGUGUACAUAUUUUAUAGUUCAGUCCUUUAACUAUGAAGUUCUUGUUUAUGAAUACUUUUUCUAUAUUAUCUUAUCAGAUACCGGGCUGAAAUCUAUAAUGAAAUUCCUGUAAAUACUCCUUAUAUUAAAUGUUUUAAUAUGUAAAUAAAAAAAUCUAAGAAGAAAAA
Messenger RNA from Catharus ustulatus (Swainson's thrush), 5851 nucleotides. It is a transcript of the gene IFNGR1, whose product is annotated as interferon gamma receptor 1. Bases 16 to 1320 code for a protein of 434 amino acids. The record is from RefSeq and is a predicted model, not a curated record. NCBI's taxonomy places the organism in Eukaryota, Metazoa, Chordata, Aves, Passeriformes, Turdidae. Gene Ontology annotation, cellular component: membrane. The transcript is spliced from 7 exons. Gene Ontology annotation, molecular function: cytokine binding; cytokine receptor activity.